AUGGCUAUCUCAGCCAUGGAAUUUGGCAGUAAGGCGGUUGCAAAGUCCAUGGCUUCCAGCUGCAGCACCAGAUUACAUCUUCCAACUGUGGCAAGUGACAUUUGCUGUGCCAGGAAGGGAAAGCUACGGCAGUUUUGUGUGAAGACUGGUGGCGACAAUUGCAAAGUGAGUGCGGAUAGAGUCCAUGGAAGCAAGAUGAAUGAAGUGGUGCAUGGUAUUGAGGCUUCUUUGACCAUGGGGAAUGGAACUGCAGUGCUCCAGGAUGAUGAUGGUGGAGUAAUGCACACUUACAGGCUUGGGAGGUUUGUGGAGGAGAGAUACGUUUACAGGCAGACCUUUGUGAUCAGAUCUCAUGAGAUUGGACCUGAUGAAACAGCAACCAUGGAGACCCUCAUGAAUCUCCUGCAGGAGACAGCUCUGAAUCAUGUCAUGAGCUCUGGCCUUGCUAGUGAUGGAUUUGGUGCGACACAUGAGAUGAACCUUCGGAAACUAAUAUGGGUUGUUACUAGAAUUAAUAUUCAGGUUGAGAAGUACAGUCACUGGGGAGAUGUGGUUGAGAUUGAUACAUGGGUAGCAGCAUCCGGGAAGAAUGGUAUGCGUAGAGACUGGAUGAUCCGAGAUUGUAGCACACAAAAGAUAAUAACAAGAGCUACAAGCAACUGGGUAAUGAUGAAUAGAGAAACAAGAAGGUUGUCUAAGUUACCUGAACAGGUAAGGGAAGAGGUAAAACCCUUCUAUCUGGACAGGAGAGUAUUUUUUGAUGGCAGCUGUGACAAUGAAAAAAUCGAGAAAUUGACUGAAGAAACUGCAGUGAACAUCAAAUCUGGUUUAGCACCAAGGUGGAGUGACAUGGACGUCAAUCAACAUGUAAACAAUGUAAAAUACAUUGGAUGGAUUAUGGAGAGCGUUCCCGUAAAUGUACUGGAAAACUAUCAUCUCACCAGCAUGACUCUUGAGUACCGCAGAGAAUGCAGGCAGUCGAAUCUUCUUGAGUCCCUCACAUACCUUACUGCAGCCGAGGAAGACCCUGUGAAUGUGAAUACAAGUUUGCACAGCAUCCAGCUGCGAAGCACACACUUGCUUUGCCUGCAAGAGGAUAAAGCAGAGGUUGUGCGUGGCAGAGCAAAAUGGAAGUGCAAGUAG
Zingiber officinale is the source of this 1143-nucleotide messenger RNA. RefSeq names its product palmitoyl-acyl carrier protein thioesterase, chloroplastic-like. The transcript is spliced from 6 exons. Bases 1 to 1143 code for a protein of 380 amino acids. Gene Ontology annotation, biological process: fatty acid biosynthetic process. Gene Ontology annotation, molecular function: fatty acyl-[ACP] hydrolase activity; acyl carrier activity. The record is from RefSeq and is a predicted model, not a curated record. Lineage: Eukaryota; Viridiplantae; Streptophyta; Magnoliopsida; Zingiberales; Zingiberaceae.